CUCGAACGACACCAGAUUGAAGUGGAGGAGCUGCAAUCGAUCCUAAACUGUGCUGAAGAAAGGUGUUGUGUGUUUUCUGGUAUUGCGUCUGAUGUGCAAGACCGAUAUGAUGAGUUGGUGCUUAUGGUUAAUCGUGCUGUUGUUUAUUUGCGAAAUCUUAUAAUUGGUUUAUCUAAAACUUCAGGUGAAAGUGGGUUUGAUGGUUCUUUAGGUGGGGUUUCUUUGACGACUGGUGUUGUUAAUUUACGAGGUGAUACUGUUUUAAAUGUGGAGUUGCAGCGUAUGUUAAGUGUAUUGGGGCAGUUGUGUUGUGGUAUGCAGAAGGAGUGCGAACGCUUUGAAAACCAAAGCGGAAGUUUUCAUAACCUCAUGGAUUUGUUGGGAGUUGGUGAUUUCUCUUCCUCAUCGUUAUUUACUUUGUUGGGCGAGCGUUCUGAGGUAAUGAAGAGAUUUGUUUCUGAAGUAGAUGGCAAUGCUGAUGUGAAGGUAGGGUUAACUUCCUUGGAUAAGAUGCUUACGCACUAUUCUGAUAUACAAACGGCCGUAGUUAGUGUUGUUGCGGAGGAUACGAACCGUGCUGUUCACUUGGCACAGGACCAAAUUGUUGUCUUGCGAAGAGACCUUGAUGUGACAAGGCGAUCGAUGGAUGAACUAAGUCUCUUGCUGAAGGGUCCUAAUACCCCUGAGUCACAUGCUGCAGGGACGUCUUUGGAGGAUGAGUACGGUAAUCUAGUAGAUAGUUUGCGUGAGGAGCAAAAAUCCGUUGUUGCCGCACUUGAGGCGUUGGUGGUCUCUGUUGGUGGUGAUGGUGCUACGGUGAUCCGUGACAAUGAUGGGGUUCCUUUUAAAAAAUCCGUACAAGCACUCGUGGAGGAGUGUCGUAGGGCGGCUCAAGCGUUUGCAUCUCUCAAAUCGAUGCUGGAGAACAGUGGCGAUGUCCUUCAGCCACAACGGGAGAGCCGUGCGAGCAGCGUCAGUGGCAGCAUGAACAAUAGCAGUUGCAGCGAGUACAAUGUUAAUCGUUUGUCGUUACCGAUGCCAUUGCCGCUUGUGCAUGGGUACGAUGAUGUGAUCUCGUACGUGGUGUGUUGUCUCUCGUCUGUGAUGGAGGGGCGGGAGAGAAACGUGCGGCUGCUGGAGGAACUCCGUCGUGCUCUUGACACAGCGACCCUGCCGACCCCAACGGCCUCCCCUCUGCCCACCGAGGGGUUGGCGAGCCACAAACAAAAUUUACUGCUUCCCGUCCACGAGCUUCUCGACGGGGCUCGCAGUCCACGCACGACGGACCCACCGCCAAUCGUCCAGGAGGUUCGCCAACAUCUCGCCGCACAAGCGGCAGAAGUCAGUGUACUUCGUAGUGCUGUUCUGACGAGUGUUGAGAAGCUCGGAGGGACACCCAACCCAUCCACGGCAAAGUCGCAAGCCAUUGCAAAAGCCCUCGUUGAGCUCGCGAAGGAAACGGGCGACUCUAUCGCAGAGGUACGGCUGAUGCUUGACCCUUCAGCCGUGCAUCGUGGACCAGUGCGUCUACGUGACCUCUUACGACAACUUGAGGUGAAAAUGCAGGAGUCUGAGGCAGGCAAACAACAUGCGCGGGAACUUGCGGAGUCCAUCAUGCAUAUAAAUGACCCAAGUUUCUCCCUCACUGCAACGCGAGGGCGCUCCCUCACAAGUAGGCCGAAGCCACCUCGCGUAGGGAGUAGCUACGAUGAAGAAUCAUUAUCUCUGAAUCGUUCUUUUUGUUUAUCCACACCAGGUCAGGGUAAUAGUAUAUGCAAUGAUAAUGACUUGUCAAACGCGUCUCGUCAGAUAAACAAAUGUGUGGCAGGAACAGGGCAAGAAACCUCGAGAGUAUCAUUAGGAACUGAUGUCAAUAUCGAGAAUGUAUUGUCAAAUCCUAUUACCAUGCAGGAGUCCAUCCAAAAUAUUCGUGCUAAACUUAUCAAUAUCCGUCAAUUAACCAAUUGUUGCAGCGCUGCUAUCUGUAUGAUGGGGGGUGAGGUGACUGGAGAAAUUCCCUUGGAGGCACUACCUGUGCGCAUACUACAGAAAGCUCAGGAGUUUCAUGAGGUACUGCGGCUGACGCAGGAUAUAUGGUCCACUCUGGAAGGCAACGAUAAAACAGAUGACUCUGUUCCGACUGCACUCGUUCCACGCAUAAAAAAAAUUAGUGACACUCUAAAAAGAUUACAUAGUGAGAAUGCAGCGUUACAUGAACAGGGUAUCGCGGUGGAAAAGCAGAAGUCUUUUCUUUUACAAGACUUUGACCGUAUGAGGCAGACACUGGGGAGGGAAAAGGAGCAAAUAAAGAAGGAAUGUGAUGACUUGGUAAAUGAGCGGAAUGCUCUCAAGAAUGUCAUAGAGCGUGCCAAGGAUGAGGAAGAGGCGUCUGACGCAGCUCUUAAGCAAGCCCGUCAGGAAUUAGCAUCUCUUCAACUGGAGUUUAAUCAACUCCGUAGCAAGUGUGACCAGCAGCAAGUAGAGUCCAUGUCACUUCGAGCCAUGGGAGAUGAUAUGCGACUCUCUAUGGUAGGACUUGAGGAGGCGGCACUAACUAUUCGAAGAUCCACAGCGGCUGUUUCUGAACGAAUCCGCAGCAUCGUUCGUAAACUUCCAGAUGAUUCAUCUACAGCAAAAGAAACUAAUGGGUGUGAUGUAUCAGAUCGCCAGGAGAAAAUGAUGAGGGAGGAUGAGGAUGAGGAUGAGAAGGAAAAGGAAAAGGACAACAAUGAAGAGAAAAAGGAUGAAAAAGGUAGAGAAACAAGCCUCACACGGUCGUCAGGAGAGGGGGUGGAAGUUGCCUCUGUCUCAGCGGCACGUUUAUUAGCCGAAAGCGGUAGUGAAUUGCGUCGUUGUAGUUGGAACCUCAUUCGAAUUGAACAUAGCGUGCAAGGGGUGACACAGCUCCGUGAGUGGUUGCAAAAGGUUUCUGCCUGGACAAAAGAGACUAUCGCCCGUGAUGAGGCUUGGAUGCGUCUAAUACUACGAGAUGUCUGCCGUAAUGGAGCAAAUCUUUUAGCCGAAAAAUCCCGUCUAGAAAGAGGAUUCGAAAACAGAGUUCAAUUACUGCAACGUCGUCUAGAUGAGAUGUGCCGUGACCAUGAGAAGGAGCGUGAGUCUGAACGGCAGAAUUGGCGUGAUAUGGAGGUUGUACACAAUGAAAACGAAAAGGCUCUGCAACGUCGCCUUGAUUCCUUACAACAACAAAAACAAGAGCAGGAAGUUGCCCGUUAUGAAGCGGAACGCCAGGCGGCAAAUUUUCGCUCCCAAUCAGAGACUGCAAUGAAGGAGGUUUCACAGCUGCACGAGACUGUUAGCGCACUGAAAAAGGAACUGGGAAAAGUCCGUAGUCGUUUAAAAUCUUCAGUGAAGACGACAGCAGAGUCUGCUGUUAUGACAGAACCUUUCGAAAGUAUGUAUGAUUGUUUGCCUGCUAUUUUCGCACUUAUGGCGGCCGUUGGCGUUAAUGCUAACAAUGGUGAUGGAUAUGAUGAUUAUUAUAGUACAAAUAAUAUCAGCGGCACUGGUGUAAGUGGUGGAACGGUACAAUUAAAGGAGCUACUCCCACUCGCCUUAGAACGUGCAAGACAGCUUUCAGAAGAUACAGCACAGUGUCGUGCCUUACUUCUGGAGCAAUUGGCACUUUUUGGGAGUGAUGAUGAGGCAGCGUCAAUGCAUCAGCAUCAAGAUGAACAUCAGCAACUCCCUGAACUUAUUGAACGUCAUAGUAAAUCUAUUGGAAAGUUCCUUGAUCAGCGUACGGAACUGAUUGGUAAAUGGCAAGGGGCCUUGGACGAUCUCUCAAGACUGCAACGUGAGUUUAACAAAAAUGAGGAGGAUCAUUACCGCGAGAUGCAUGAGAUGGAACUCCACAUUAAUGAUCUCCGUGGAAUGGUGCAGCGAAAGCUCGAGGCUGACAAAAUCGCUGAGGAAAAUAUGAAGGAGAUCGAGCAAACAAUGGAUCAACUCCUUGCGGAUGUAUCAAAAUACAGUGCAGAAGAGGCAGUGGUGAGACGUCACGUGCAGGAGUUGCGACGGCUGAUUCGAUCCCAGUUAAAUAGGCAAAGGAAUGCCUUCAUGAGGACUUAG
Molecule: messenger RNA, 4089 nt
Organism: Trypanosoma theileri
Lineage: Eukaryota; Euglenozoa; Kinetoplastea; Trypanosomatida; Trypanosomatidae
Exons: 1
Source: RefSeq, a predicted model, not a curated record